Aedes albopictus (Asian tiger mosquito) is the source of this 10799-nucleotide messenger RNA. RefSeq names its product ankyrin repeat and fibronectin type-III domain-containing protein 1-like. Gene Ontology annotation, cellular component: spindle. NCBI's taxonomy places the organism in Eukaryota, Metazoa, Arthropoda, Insecta, Diptera, Culicidae. Bases 4221 to 9353 code for a protein of 1710 amino acids. The transcript has 11 exons. The record is from RefSeq and is a predicted model, not a curated record. Gene Ontology annotation, molecular function: protein binding. Gene Ontology annotation, biological process: establishment of mitotic spindle orientation; signal transduction; regulation of establishment of bipolar cell polarity.
AAAAUGUCGUUUUUAGCGUUACGUAAUAAAUGGAUGCUGCCUAAUGCAAAUUUGCCUGCCUUCCUUGGGCAGAGGUCUCAGUUAAUAACUGUGGAAGUGCUCAUCCCUGUGGAGCCGGAGGGGUCAUAUAUGACCCCAACAUAGAAACGGCUGUUCAAAUUCAUCCAUUCGAUAAAACAGAAUGCUGUCUUCGGCAAAGUUGUUGCAAAUUGAGUCCUCUAUUAGGGAAAAAUGGGAAUAUUAGUAUUUAGGACUACAUUGAUAACCUAGAACAUCCUGAACACCAUGAAAUUUGGAAAAACGAAAUAAUUGACAUACCAGUUGUGCUAAAAGCUGAACUUGGAUGCGAGUUACGUUUAUAUGAAUUCAUAUUGCCUUCGUCAAGAAUAUCAAAAGGUAUUUUAUAUUCUGGGAUGUUCUAGGUGUUCCAAACUGUCCUGUAGUAAAGUCCUUGAAAUCUACAAGAAUAAUUUUAUGUAUUUUCGCCACAAAUAAUAGCAUUGCAUAACCUACUGGGAUCCGUGAAGCUAUUGACAUCUACAAUGGCAUUUAUAGACACUAUAAGGAUAUUCCAGGUCAGCAGACUAGCCUGGAGUUCAGAACUUAAGGUCUACACCCGUAACAGAAGCCAUAUCUAUUAUACUGAGUAACGUUGUAUAAUCAACCGCAGUUACUGGAGCAAUCUGAAAUCUACCAGCUUAUUAUAAAACUUUGGGACAUUCAGGGUCAUCCAAACUGUUCUGUAAUGAAGUUCUUCAAAUCUACAAGAAUAACUUAAUGUGUUUUCAUCAUUAAUAAUAGCAUUGCAUAAUCUGCUGGGAUCCGCGAAGCUCUUGACAUCUCAAAUGUCAUUUAUAGACACUACAGGGAUAUUCCAGGUCAGCCAAACUACCUUAGAGUUCAGGACUUCAGGUCUACACAAGUAACAACAGAUAUAUCUGCCAUACUGAGUAACGUUGUAUAUUUAUCCGUGGCUACUGGAGCAAUCUGAAGUCUACAAGCUUAUUAUAAACCUUUGGGACAUUCAGGUUUGUCCAAACUGUUCUAUAAUGAAGUCCUUCAAAUCUACAAGAAUAACUUUAUGUGUUUUCGUCAUAAAUAAUAGUAUUGCAUAAUCUGCUGGGAUUCGCUAAGCUCUUGAAAUCUCGAAUGUCAUUUAAAUACACUACAAGGAUAUUCCAGGUCAGCCAAACUAACUUGGAGUUUAGGACUUUAGGUCUAUACUCGUAAAAACAGCCAUGUCUGCUAUACUGAGUAACGUUGCAUAUUUAUCCUUGGUUACUGAACCAAUCUGAAGACUACUUGGUAUUAUUGUAAACCUUUGCGACAUUCAGCGUCCUCCAAACUGCCCUGUAAUGAAGUCCUUCAAAUCCACAAGUAUAAAUUUAUGUGUUUCCGCCAUAAAUAAUAGCAUAGCAUAAUCUGCUGAGAUCCGUGAAGCUCCUAAAUCUCAAAUGUCAUUUGGAGACACUAUGGGAAUGUUCCAGGUCAGCCAAACUAUCUUUGAGUUCAGAACUUCAGGUUUACACUCGUAAUAUCAGCUAUAUCUGACAUACUGAGUAACGUUUCAUAAUCAAUAUCGGCGACUGGAUCAACCUGAAGUCUACUAUAUACGAUUAUUAACCCUUGGGGCAUUGAGGGUCGUCCAAACUAUCCUGAAGUUUAGCUCUUGAUAGUAACAGUAGUUAUUCUUACAAUGAACUUAAGACUGUAAUCUGUAAUUCCCCUGACAUAUCAUGAGAGCUUUCAAGAUAGUUUUGAGAUAUUCCAGAUCACUAACACUACUACCCAGUCAACCAGUAAUCGUAUAUGAUGUUGCAUAAGAUGAUAAAGUGGAGGCCAUAUGCGUGCAUGCCUCCAUUUAGGCGCAUGUAAAAUGCACGCAUAUCGCCUCCACUUUAACAUCUUAUGCAGUAUCUUAUACGAUCUUUGGUUGACUGGGUACUGAGUUCAAAGCUUCAGGUCUAUACUUGUGAUAAUAGCUUUUUGCAACUUCUCAUCGUAAUAGGCCAUUUUACCUCACGCAAAUCUGACAGGAGAAGGCCUACUUUCCCACACCAAAUUAACAGUGCUGUAAUGGUUCAUUACAGCACUGAUUUGCUUUCUGGACGCAGGUUUGAAAAAUUGUGACAACUGUACAGUAUAACCUGCUAUGAUCAGACUUCCUUAAUCAUGGCUAUGAACACCAGUGUGCAGUCUGAUGAAAAAGUUUAGUUAAAAACUAUCCUAAAGUGGUAAUUUAUGAAGGUGCAAAAAACGUUGUACGCAACUCGGUGCAGAACUCGAUUUUUACAGCACCCGUCGUAAUUAUCCAACUCGGCAAGCCUCGUUGGAUAAAUGUACGACUCGUGCUGUAAAAAAUCUUCAUUCUGCACCUUGUUGCGUAAACUACUAUUUGCCACUACGUUAAGUAGUGUUAUAUAAUCCAUUAAACUCACCAAAGCAGCUACGUUGUUAUAUAUGUUAUGAAGCUUAGUUGAUAAAAACAACCACUGUAACUUUGAAGACAUACUGGACAUGCUAGAUUACAAAUCGUAGUUUUUAUAAUGAAAAAAGUUACCGUUACACCUGUAGACCUUAUGAUCUAAUCUCAAUAACAGUUUGGAUAACCUACCCAAGCAACACACAUGCCAUAUUAAAGUUACGGCAGCGCAAGUUUUGGUUGUAUAAAAGUUAUUUUGACGUUAUUUUAACAUUAUGUUAAAAUUACGUCAAAUUUACUUCUAUACAACCAAAACUUGCUUGGGUAUGAUAACCUGAGAGAUCUGAUACUGUCAAUUAACCUUUAAGAAGACUUACUGGACAUGAUAGAUUACAAUUUGUAGCUUUGUAUAAUGAAAGAAGUUGCCGUUACACCCGAAGACUUUAGGAUCUAAACUCAAGAACAGUUUUGAUGACCUAGCGUAUCCUGAAAAAAAUAUUUUGUAUCAUAUUCUACCCUUUUUAUGCUAUUGACCACCAAAACUACAAAAAACCUAGAAACAACUCUAUAAUAAUGCUUGAAAAAAAUCCGGCUUCAAAGAACACUAAACUGAGAUGCAGGCUUUGUCCUAGUCAAUUUAGAUAGUAGUCUCGCCUGAUGCCGCAUCACCAGGUAACAUUUAUCGUAGCUUCCAAUCCAGAUAAGUAUGGGAGCGCUGAUAACUAUUCUAGAUCCGUUUAAUCCAGUGAAGCUGAAGUCAAUACCAGGGUAAAUUAAAUUACAUCUUUUCUAUAACUAACCUUCCGAUCGACCGUGCGUUGCGUGGGUAAAAAUAAUACACGCAUAUUGUGGCAGAAUUAUAUCAAUUCCAAUCAACGAUUAGGUACAUAUGUAUUUACCACAAACUAAACUCCUAUGAUUUUCGUUCCAACCCAGAAUCGAGUCCGUCCGUUUUCCAGCGAAAGCAUCAUCGAUUUCCUAGUUUAUCUGCCCAUUCAGUCGACUGGUCGGCUGGCCCAUACCUACCUAUCUAUUUGACUGAGCGAAGCGAUGAUGUUCCUAUUCAUACUCAGCGACCUGUAAGUAGAUUACAGACAUCGAUGAAAGCGCUUUCGCCCUUUCCCAUUCCGCUUGCAUGGGAAGGGCGGCAGCGAGCUACGUUGGUUUGGGAUACUGCUCGUUCGUCUCGUAAAAUUACAACCACAGAGCGGGGGAGUUCGUUUCCCACGUGUUUGGGGUGGCCAGUUAGUUGAAUUUGUACCUUAGGAUUUUCUAACUAUUUGUUAACUUAUUAAUUUAAUCUGGAAUAAUUUCUCAAAUCCUGGAAAACAAAGAAUUUUUUAAAAAUGGGUAAUUCUGGGAUAUGCAUUACAAAAACAUUUUCAAAACCUAUCACAUUUUACUUUGCACAAUUUUGCAAUUGGUCACCCUACAAUUGUACCUGAUUUCAUUUAUGGCGUGGGCAGCGUGCGAACUGCAAUGCGAAUUUUCCGGUUCGAAACCAACUUCAUCAACAGCUUCAUUCGCCACAACUUCGUUCCUAUUUUAGGGAUUCAUUUCACUCCUCGGUAAAGCACAUAAAUAAAUAAAUUGCGAAAAUGUAAUCUCGACUUCAAUAAACAGCGAAUAGUCGUCCACAUCGAUUGAAGCAGCGACUGAACGGAGGAAAAUGGUCUCGGUCUCGUUCGACCCUUCCCCUGAAAAGGGUGCCAAACUUUAAUCUAUACGCGCACACACACACAUACACGUAUCUCUAUCCUUCCCAGAAUCUAGGCCGACGCGACCCCGAAACGCAACCAUGAAUUAUCAUCGCUUUGAAAGCAUCCUAGCCGCAAGCCCCCGGCCGCAACCACGGCGACCGUCCAGCAGCGCCGAUGUCCAUCCGACGGCGGUGGUGGCGGAAAGUGACGAUAAUGACGGCAGCAGUAUCCAGCAACAACCGCAACAACCCUUCCGGCGCACUCACUCGAUGCGGGCCUCAUUUACCUCGUUGCGGAGUUUGAAAACGCGCCUCAAACAUCCGGUGGUCAGUGGCUACUCAUCCGGCGGUAGCACCCGAUACACUCCGCUCGUAUCCGUGUCCCCUUGCAGGGGACCCAGUCCCCACCAGAAAGACCAUUCGACGUCGACGACGACGACGACAACAACCCUAACCACGGCGGCAGCCGCAGCUGCCAAGGCCAACCUGAAAGCCAAACUGCUCCGGCUGAAAGAGUCCUACGCCGAGUUUCGACGGAUGCAAUCCCGAAGCGGCAAGCAGGAUGACGUGACCACCGCAACCGCAUCCGCUGCAACCAUCAUCGGAAGCGAUAACUUCAAGGUACCGGAAAAUAUGCCUCCGAAAGCGGCGGCCCUCCUACUGGAAGGGGCUCCCCGUAGUCGGGUCAAGAGGUCACAAUCGCUGCGCUGUGGUGGGGAUGCGGCCGAUCGGUACGGAGUCACUAUUGGGAGUCGACCGGAAGCGGUGGAAGGAUCACCGCAGAAGAAAUCGCCGGGUAAAGAUGGUGCGGGGAGUAGGUUGACGGUGAAGCGAUUGAGUCUGAAGAUGGGUGUGACCAGGAGGCCGGAAUUUGUUCCAGAGUCAAAGCAGUCCGAAAACGUUGACGAGAGUAGCGGCAACUCGGUGGUAAUACGGACGGCUACCAUCAGAAGGAGUUCCGUCUGGGCCAAUAGCAGUAGCAGCAAGAUCAGCCUACCGGACGUGGUGUCCCGGUCCCUGUCGAGCGUCGGCCUCCCGGACUGCACCGUCAUUUGUCCACCAUCCAUCCGGUCCGGGUCAGCCUCACCCCAAUCAAACCGAGCCUCCAGCCGACGAACUCCAUCGCCCAAGAAGCAGAAUGGCUCGGCUCUAGACAUUGCAACGAUUGAAUCACCACCCCAACCGUCGUCACUUUCCCCCUCCCCGUCAAUCCUCACCGCGCCACCGUUCCUCUACUUCGAGCAUGAACGGCCGCUCGCCAGCCACCUGGACCGCAUGACCAGCGCCAGUUCGCCGAAUCUCAGCUCGGUUCAAGCGAAAAAGAUGGAAUACCUGCUGCCCCACCAGCAGCACCCGCCCGGAUCUCAACCGCCGGCGCCACCCUCCAAGCGCCAGAUUUCCCCAAAGAUUCCAAAGAAAACGCGCCAUCUCUCGACGAGCUCGGCCGACGGCGACCCGGCAGACGGCGGCGGCAGUGUGCCCAAACCCACCCUGAACCUGCGGAUUGCCAGCCUGGUGGAGACGAACAAUCACAAAAACUACACCAAUGGCAACGGGAGCAAUGGAGGCGGUGGAAUCGACGUCCUGGCCAAACAGGAACCGGCGGCCAUCAACAACAAUCAUCCGCACCCGGGCCCCUACUGGAAGCACAAAAUCACCAAAAAGCAAAGCAAAAUGGCCCAAGCGCAGCUGGACAAGCUGACACAAAUUAAUAUCCAUUUGCACGCACUCUUCGCGGCCGUCGAGCAUGGUCACCUGGAGAAGGCCCGUACCAUUCUGGAGAGCACCGACGUCGAUGUGAACAGUCUGAACAGCGACGGUCUUUCACCGCUGGACGUGGCCGUUCUCAGCAAUAACCGCUCGAUGACAAAGAUGCUACUGCAACAGGGUGCCAUCGAGAAUGCCCAUACGAUUCAAGCGGCUGCCAACAACGUCGGGCUGCAUCUGAAUAACUUGCUGUGCGAAGCGGAAGCCACCAUCCACGAGCUGGGGAAUUUCGAAUCGGGCCAGCAUCACGGGAGCCAGCCGGGCGGGGCUGGAGGAGGCCCCGGGGGAGGCGGCGGCACAGGAGGAACCAGCGGGAAGACGUCCUUCACCAACAUCAUAGGAAGCGGCGGCCCCUCGGUGACCAGUUGUACCGGAAGCGAAAUCGACAAACAGGUCGGCCUAUGGGAACGACGGGUCAAAGGCCUCCGCCGGAUGAUACUGGGCUGGGACCAAACGAAACCACCCGACCUGCCCAAUCGGAUAGACAUCGACGUGGCCGGGUGUACCUCGGUCAGCCUGCGGCUUUACGAACCCCUCGAAGGUGCCAUAUCAACCAAAUUCAAAGUGCAAUGGUCUUCCCGAUCGGACUUUAGCAACGUGGUCGGCGAGCGGGAGGUCAGCGAGUGGACCAGCUUUCACGGGUGCAUGGGUGCGGUGUGCAAUCUGAGCGAACUGAUCCAAGGUCGGAGGUACUUCUUCCGGGCUUGCGCCGGCAACAUCAAAGGUUGGGGACCAUACAAACUGUCCACGCCGAACUGUGUGGUGCCAUCUAGCUGGCGCGAUGUGGAAAGCCGCGAAAAUCGGUUCGCCGGCAAGCAGCGCAAUCUGGACGACCUGUUCAAUGCCGUUCGGUUGGCACGGCCGGAGGACGCUUCCGAAAUCGCCCUGGAUGCCACGGCGCCGGCCAAACGAGCCAUCAAGAAGAAAACCACCAUCAAACAGCUCUUUUCGGCGGCGUCAAAGUUCCAAAAAAAUCUCAAACGGGGCAUCUAUCUGGCGUGUGUGCUCUACCACGAGGACAAACUGCUGCUCACCAACGAGGACUUUGUGCCGGUGAUAGAGAUUGACGAAACGUUCACCAGCAACCUGCACACCGAUUUCUACUGGCUGAUGAAGGUGGCCUGCACGUGGGACGACGUGAAGCUCCUGCGGAUGGACAUGGAACGGAACGCCUCAUCGGCGAUCCACUUCCGCACCAAGCUGCUGUCGGCCGCGUGUCAGAUGCAAUCCGCCCUCUCCAUUACGGAUCUAGGUCAAUUAUACUACAAACCGCUGCGCGACGUGCACGGUACGGUGGUGCUAUCCUGUGUUAACUGCAUAAAGAGUCCGAAAAGCGUUUCGGUGCUAAACUCCCGUUGGAUUCCGCUAAACAAAAUCCACAAGAAGCUGGCGCUUUCGACCGAGGACAGCAGCAUCAACGAGCUGCUAAUGAACUCCAUUCAGGACCAGAUCAACUACCACCAGGUGUCCAACAUCCGGUUGCCGCGGGGUCUGUACGUUGGCUAUCUGAAGAUGCAGAGCUCGGUGGACGUGAUCCAGGUGGUGGUCCCGGUCAAGGCGCCGAACGUUCUUCCGCACUGCAAGAUCCGAGACAAUCCGCACGUGUCGGCCGAAGAAUGGGAGCUCAUCAAGCAGCACAAAACGCCCAGCAUCCUGGAGUUCCGACCGAAGAACCAAGGCCCAACGGAAGUCCAGCUACAUUUCUUGGAAAUUCUCACCAAAGCCGUGCACAACCUGUUCCAGUACAUGGACAUCCCGGUGGACGUGGCCGUAGCGCACCGACUGUACGACAUCGAGGUGAUUGAGCUGAACAACGACGUAAGUUUCCUGAUCAUCUGCCCGCCGGCGGAAAGCAGCUGCGCCGUUCCCGGACAGAAGGACAUCCUGCUGCAACGGGGCGAUUUGUUUUCCAUGCCCAUUCAGGCGUUCGAGAUGAUCCACUUGAAGUCCUACCAGAGCAGUAUAGUUCAGAAGUACUCCAGGUUGUCGUGUAUUCUGGAGCUGGAUACUAUGAUGGCUAACCAUCUGCAUAGGGAGGCGUUUAGUACUUCGGAAUUGCAAAAGGCGAAAGAUCGGUUAGCCAAACUUCAGGAUUUGUCUACGGGAUUGAACACGGUUUGGAAGGGGGUCCGGUGGUUGAUGGACGUUAUUGGGUACGCUAGGGAUAGGGCCAAUAUGCCGGAAUUGAACAUGAAGCAGAUCUUGGACUACAAAAGUACGUAUUUCGGAAAGAAAGGUGCAGAGAAGAAAGGUGGAAGCGAAACGCAGCUGUUGCAACCACCGACUAAUCCACCGGUGUUUCACAAGAGUAGUCCUGGAAGGGGUUCUUGGCCUGGACCUGCCGUUGAAUACCCGUUGGGUCAUAACGGCCUGUUGGACGCAGAGCAUUCCAAGUCCGAGCAACUGCUAAAGUACAAUAGUCAAAGAUUCCUCAACGUAAGCAAUAUGAACUCGCGGAAGAACAGUGCCGAUUCGGCCUACUCGAACUCCGCGAAUAGUUACUACUCGGUGACCGAGGUCGAACCCGAGAAGGAAUUCGUAACUCCAAGGCUACCGCCAUCUAGGUCGGAAGAUACGCUGGUGGAUAAAAAGAAGUCUUCCGAACAAUCUAGCGCGAGUAAAAAGCGACCUCCAACGAUGUAUUCCAGCUAUUCGGCAACGUCUAGCCCGCUGUUGAGUGUUCGUACGCCCUUCGUGGCCACCAUAGCCAGCGUAACGAAAACUUCCAGUUCCGGAGAAGACACCGAGAACCGAACUGUCAUACCUGCCCCUUUGAAAGUUAGCAAGAAACCCCGCGACCAAGCAUUAAAGACGCUCAACCAAAUCGAACCCGACUAUGAACCGAUAGUUACGACGUACCUAAAGCCGACCUUGACCGCCCUACAGAACGAAGCGAAAGGUUUCCAAACGGCCCUGCACAUUGCCGAAGAACCCCAGGGUCCUCUACAGCAACUUCCACCGGACGUGCUGGAUCACCGAACCAUGGCGGCAUCCACCGCCGUACCGGACCUUGCUCAAUCCUCCCAACGACGACCGACCGUAUCGCCGAAUCCUGCGGAACCGGCCCCCACCAGUGAAGGGAACCCUCCGGCGGAACCCAGCACCCCGCUACAAACCAGUAUCGUCCAGGUGUACGCCGCCUACGAGACGGGCCUUCCGAGCGGAACUUCCCUGAAACUGCGCGUAACGCAGAAGACUACGGCGCGGGAGGUGAUCGAUCUGGUCGUCAAACAGCUCAACAUGGCAGUGGUGCUCAAGGGGAAGGACGGUCCCAUCUACGCCGCCGACAAGCUGGACAACUUCUGCUUGGUGGCCGUGAUAGGGGCGAGGGAACGCUGCCUACGGGACGACUUCCGGCCGUUGCAGCUGCAGAACCCCUGGAAGAAGGGCCGGCUGUACGUGCGGCAGAAACAUGAUCUCCUAGCGGCAAUCGAACAUUCCAACCGGGAUAUGGCGGAAAUCUAGUGAUAGCGAGUGCGUACCGGUGUGUGUGAGAUUGUGUGAUUUUUCCGGAAUUUUCAAUGCGUGCGCCCGUGUGUUAGAGUUAGGGACAAAAUUACGCGGACUUGGGGUCCUGAAGGUAAUAGGGAACGGGGCAGCUCGAUGUUGACUUAGAAGAAAUGUAUUUCUAGGGCAAUCUUACGGGUAACCGUGCGCACGACUUUCUAGAAGAAAUGCUACGAAUAAGCUCUUGAAGGAAUUGCUGGACGAAUUUUUAAAGAAGCUGCAAUAAAUUGCCACAAAAAUCCUGAAAGAUAUUUUCAUACAGAUUCUUUGUUAUAAAGACAUUACACCGUCUUCGGCCAGAGACCGCAAAGACUGAACAUUCACUAACAUUAGACAACGGACAGCACAAGGAAAGGACGGUAUUCGUGUUUUGUUUGUUGUGUCCUUGGGUACGAAAGUAACCCCGUUGUCUUGAUUCGGUCAAAAAUUCGUUGAGCCCUCGUGUUGCUUCAACAGAGGAAGCAGACGCUUCUGUAGACACUCCUUGGAUUGAAUCUCCCCGUGCACAGUCCCGGUAGUCAUGAACGGCUUACUCAGUUCACCACAUAAGCAGAUCCUUUAUCAAAUCAUGUAUUUCUUGGCAAAUUUUGAGUUUCUGCAUUCUUACUUCCUCCGGAACAUCAAACUGGUGCUGGGCGGUAAAGAAAAGUAGCCCCGGAGGCUGCCGGGAGUUUAAAAAUCACCACUACUUUGACUGCACGAUUCCGAGUUGUUUUUCGAUGUCGAUUUCUAGGCGCCAUUUAGUCCAAUUUUCGAAUAUACAGUGUGUCGUGUCCGAAACGAGUGGAAUCCAUUUCCAGGCCUCAAAACUGUUUGGGGUUGGUUCUUUCGGCCAAUUUCCACCGCGAAAUAUUUAAAAACAAGAUUGUUUCCGUCGAAAUAAUUCACAAGACUGAUUUAUUAGUUCUGUUUACCUGCCUUCUACCCUGCGUCUUCAUGUCAACCCCGUUAUUCUUUCUUUCAACUUCUACCUUUCUCGCAUUUUCCAGUACCUCUUAUAUUCGCUACACAGUGUAAUACAGUUUUUCUUUUUGAACCUGGAUCUGGGUUGGAACUGAAUCGGCGGUAAACGUGUAAACAAACAAACGUCAAACAGCUGGAUAAAAAAACGGGACAAGUAAACAUUACACUCUAAACUGCUUCUACCCAAAUUUUCAAGAGAAAGUACCCAAUGGGUAGUUUUCUACAGCGUUUUUUGUGAUAUAAAUAAUUUGGCGUGGGACAUUCUUUACAAAUCGCCAUCGCUUCUCUUCCGUUCUUAUUGCGUUCAAGGCCCAAGUCGUUCCAUGUAUAGAAUAAACUAAACUGAAGAUUUGAAGAUAAAUGAAUAAUGAAAGACACCGAUGUGAUAGAACCUUUUUUAAGAACCAACCGCCUUGGUUUCGCCGAAAGAGGGCUCUUUAU